CGGGCGGACAUUUCUGCGGUAGACGGCGUGCUGGUCACGAUGUCUCGCUCCGUGGUGGCCUUGGCCCUGCUGGCGCUGCUCUCUCUGCCUGCCCUGGACGCCGUCGUGCGUACUCCAAAAGUGCAGGUUUACUCAAGGCACCCAGCAGAGGAUGGAAAGCAAAAUUUCCUGAACUGCUAUGUGUCUGGAUUUCAUCCACCCCAGAUUGUGAUUGAGUUGUUAAAGAAUGGAAAGAAGAUGGAAAAUGUGGAGCAAUCAGACUUGUCUUUCAGCAAGGACUGGUCUUUCAAUACCCUGGCCCACACUGAAUUCGUCCCCAAUGAAAAGGACGAGCUUGCCUGCCGAGUGAAUCACACUGCUUUUGGUGGGCCCAGGAUCUUUAAGUGGGAUCGAAACCUGUAACCAGCAUGAUGCAGGUUUGAAGAUGCCUCAUUUGGACGAGAUUAAUUGCAAACUGUGUUUAUUUUUCUUUUUAAUAUUGAUAUGCUUGUAUACUUCAUGCAUAAAAUUUAGGAAGUUAUAAUGCUAACACAGACAUCAUCUUCUUUAUAAUUCUCUGUUGGGCACUGUCUAUGUUUGGGGUAUGUAGCACUAGGAGGGCAACUUAGAGGUGGUACAGGUGAGGUACAGAAAAGGGAAGUGAGGAGAGAAUUCUCAUGUCCAACAUCAACAUCUUGGUCAAAUCUGAACUCUGCAAUCACAUCUGCACACAAGUAGGAUAAUAAGACAAUUAGGCAUGUUUAAGUUAACUUCCAACUUGCUAACUCUGCUUAGAUUUUGGGAAAAUUUUUAGAAAUAUAAUUGAAAGAAUUAUUGGAAAUUGUUUAUAAUAGAUGAAAUAUUUUCUCAUAUGAAAUUCAUAUUUACUUCUGUUAAAGUGGGCAAGAUACCAUUCUUUUGACUUCAUUUUUAUUUCACUAAUUAAACCACUAAUAAAUCUU
This is a messenger RNA of Lemur catta (Ring-tailed lemur), 941 nucleotides long. It is a transcript of the gene B2M, whose product is annotated as beta-2-microglobulin. The transcript has 4 exons. Gene Ontology annotation, cellular component: MHC class II protein complex; MHC class I protein complex. Gene Ontology annotation, biological process: antigen processing and presentation of exogenous peptide antigen via MHC class II; immunoglobulin production involved in immunoglobulin-mediated immune response; peptide antigen assembly with MHC class II protein complex. NCBI's taxonomy places the organism in Eukaryota, Metazoa, Chordata, Mammalia, Primates, Lemuridae. The coding region runs from base 40 to 402 and encodes 120 amino acids. Gene Ontology annotation, molecular function: MHC class II protein complex binding. The record is from RefSeq and is a predicted model, not a curated record.